Molecule: messenger RNA, 2814 nt
Organism: Megalobrama amblycephala (Wuchang bream)
Lineage: Eukaryota; Metazoa; Chordata; Actinopteri; Cypriniformes; Xenocyprididae
Gene: ppp1r9ala
Product: protein phosphatase 1 regulatory subunit 9A-like A
Exons: 6
Coding region: 273-2600 (775 amino acids)
Biological process (GO): calcium-mediated signaling; actin filament organization; neuron projection development
Cellular component (GO): dendrite; actin cytoskeleton; postsynaptic density
Molecular function (GO): actin filament binding
Source: RefSeq, a predicted model, not a curated record
CUCACAUGAACGAUUCGUUCGGGAAUCGGAUAGCACUACGUUGGAGAACCAUGGCGGUGAAACAAAUGACAUGGUUGGGGAUCUAAAUUACACACAGCAGAAGAACCGGCGCCCGUAGACACCGAGAUAUCCGUGGAGAUGAGCGCGGGAUUUGAUACCAUGUAUCAGAGUGACUCUGAAGGGCUCAUGCCAUUGUCCAAUUGAGGAUACAGAACCACGGACCUAAAAAAAUACAGUUUUCAAGUAGGAAAGAGUUUUGAAAGUCAUUGAAAAUGAUCAAAGCUGAGAGCAAGGGUGAACGCACCCUGCGCAGCGCGUCCCCGCAUAGAAAUGCAUACAAGUCGGACUUCCACGCCAUUAAGUGCUCUUUUGAUGGGACCAAAUCCGACAGCGAGGCCAAAUCUUAUGCUAAUGGAGCCAGCGACCCCCGAGAGGACACCCGAGGGAGGCCGUUUGGCAACCGGAUAAACAAAAUCAAGAACAUUUUCUUGCAAAUGGAUGGCCAGCAAUCACAGGAGAGUCCGGAGAUUAAACCUGCUCACAAAGCGGAUGUAUCAUCAUCAUCUCCUGUGUCCCCAGUGUCCAAGUUCCCAGUCAGCACCAACAAAACCUCCCUCAGUAGUGCCAGCAACCAAGAUCCGCAAAACACGGACAGAACUCCAAAGGGAGAGGAAGUCGAGAUAGAUAAAGUUGCCCUGGCGGAGAAAUUUUCAGUGACCAGAAAGCUCUUUGAAAGAGGGCCCGUCGCAGAGAGGCCGGUACCCGGCAGAGUCUCUACUCGGCUGUCUCAGGGGAAGGUGCCUGAGGAGGGGCGCGGGGCCCGGAGGUCCUUCGGAUCUUCUGAAAAUAGCAACAGCAGUAGUGUCAGCAAAAGCCCGACGUCACCUGUGAGGAGUGCCCCAGAGGAAAGGAGGGACGCUGAGGACUCAAAACAGGUCAAUAGGCUGUCACUGAAUGCGGGGCCUAUUUCCAAGCGGUUGGAGAACUUCAUUGUGGAUGGUGACAAUGAAGAGUCAGUACAAGUUUCUGCUAAAAGCCCCACUGAGCACUCAUCUCCACGAGGGCGUUCCCAGAAACCCACCUCCCCAGGUACUGAUCAAGCACACAAACCCACAUCUCCAAACUCUGACGCAUCACCCAAAUCAUUCUCACCUAAAACAGAACCUGGCAGCCCUCCGUUCAAGUCCAUCAGCCCGGUUUCAUACAAACCAACCUCCCCGACCAGCAGGAGCACCGGCGAGCCUCUUUCGCCCUCUGCUCAUAGCCCAUUUAAACGUUCUCCGUCUUCAGGCGGCUCUGACUUGGUGAAAGAUUCCUCGACAAAUAAACCAACCCAACUUAGUAGUCCUCCUGCGAAUGAUCUCAAAUCUUCUAGCAGUCUCUAUAAACGGCCUUUGAGUCCUGAGGAACCAAAAAGUGAGAACCACGUAAUUCACAGUCCGUCUCAGGACAUCUCUCGUGAGCAGGCCACACAGAGUCUAGACCCUGCUGGUGCGGGAGUGGUGCGGGCUGAGCUGGUCGUGGUCCAGAACGAGUCUUCAGAAAGCGAGGAGAAUGACGAAGAGUUUUUGGAGGAUGUUAUGUCAGAGGUGAAGCUGCAAAGGGAACUUAAAUCUGAGUCACCAAAAGAAGAUCUGAACCCUCUGAAGGUGUCAUCACCUCAAAACCAUACAGAGGACGAACAGCUGAAGAAGGUUGUGUGUUUAUCAUAUCAAGAUGAGGAUGAGGAUGAGGAGGAGGAGGAGGAGGAGGAGGAGAGCAUAAAGAGGAGUAACUGUCAUGAAGAUGAUGAGGAGAGUGAGCAGGAAGAUACAGAUGAAUGUGGGAAAACUUCUCCAGUGUUUUAUAGUUUUGAGAAUGCUGCAUUUGUGGAUGAUAAGGAAGCGAUUCUGGACCAGCAGGAUGAGGAGGAUGAGGAUGAAGAUGAGGUCUAUGAGGAGUAUGAUGAAGCUCCUGGUUUGUCAGAGGAUGAGGAACGCUCUCCAAGACGGAAAAUCAGAUUCUCCACCGAGCCGAUACGGGUGUACAGCACGUUCUCUAAUGAAGACUACGACCGGAGGAAUGACGAUGUGGAUCCUGUGGCCGCGUCUGCGGAGUAUGAGCUGGAGAAACGGGUGGAGAAGAUGGAUGUGUUUCCUGUGGAGAUAGAGAAAGGUGAUAAAGGGCUGGGGAUCAGUAUUAUAGGGAUGGGAGUUGGGGCAGACCAGGGUCUGGAGAAACUGGGCAUCUUCGUCAAGACCAUCACACAGGAUGGAGCCGCAGAGAGAGAUGGGAGGAUCCAGGUGAAUGAUCAGAUUGUGGAGGUGGAUGGCAUCAGUCUGGUUGGUGUGACGCAACUCUUUGCUGCGACUGUCCUAAAGAACACAAAGGGAACAGUCAGGUUUCUGAUUGGCCGAGAGAAGCCAGGCACUCAGAGUGAGGUGGCACGGCUGAUCAGCGAGACCCUUGAGCAGGAACGGCAGCAGCAGCAGCAGGUGGACGACACAUACGAACAGUCUACUGAAGAGGUCAGUCAUCUCAUGGGCCUUUUUGCUUACAUCAGUGCUUAUGCACAAUUGUUUGGUAUAGUGUAUACAGAGUUACUUUGUACCCUAGUUUAAUAUCGGUACACUUUUGAAUGUUUCUGUGUAUGUUACUGUUGAUGUUAAUUGUUAAUUAUUGGUUAUAGUUGUACCUAAAGACUCCUGAAGUGUAUUAUUUUAUAGUUCAUAAGAAUGUACCAGUUUGCAUACUUCCUCUCAGUAAGUGCUUUGUGUCAUGUUAUUUAUGAUGUCAAUCAAGAAACAUGAUUUGGUAUACGCUAACAAUUACGUA